AUGGGCAUGAAACUUGAGAUCAAAAAAAAAUUGAUGGCACGCUCUGAGCGUGUCAAGUCCAUGGACUUCCAUCCGACAGAGCCAUGGAUCCUCGCCAGUUUGUACGAUGGACAUGCCUAUAUCUGGAAUUAUGAGACACAGGCGUUGGUCAAGACCUUUGAAGUCACAGAUCAACCAGUCCGUGCCGCAAAGUUCAUUGCUCGAAAGAACUACGUGAUUACAGGAUCGGAUGACAUGCAACUCCGCGUCUUCAACUACAACACACACGAGAAGAUUCACAGCUGGGACGCCCAUAGUGACUAUAUUCGUUGCAUUGCUGUCCAUCCUACUCUACCCUAUGUUCUUUCUGGUUCGGAUGAUAUGACGAUCCGGCUGUGGGAUUGGGACAAGAACUGGAAGUGCAUGCAAACUUUUGAAGGCCAUACGCAUUUCAUCAUGACUGUUACUAUUAAUCCCAAGGACACCAACACUUUUGCCUCCGCUUGUGUGGAUCGCACUGUGAAAGUCUGGUCUCUUGGAUCCAGCGUUGCCAACUUCACAUUGGAAGGACAUGAGAAGGGCGUUAACUGGGUUGAUUACUACUAUGGAGGAGAGAAGCCUUACCUUGUGACAGCUGGCGAUGACCAGCUUGUAAAGAUUUGGGACUACCAGAACAAGACUUGUGUCCAAACACUGGAAGGGCAUUCUCAGAAUGUGACAUUCGCGGUUUUUCAUCCUGAUCUCCCCAUUAUUAUUUCAGGAAGCGAGGAUGGAAGUGUCAAGCUCUGGCAUUCCAACACAUAUCGUCUGGAAAACACUCUCAACUAUGGCUUGAAUCGCGCCUGGGCAAUUGCCUACCGCCGGUCAACGAACGAUGUUGGUCUAGGUUAUGAUCUUGGUUCGGUUGUUAUCAAACUGGGUCGUGAGGAGCCCACAGUCAGUAUGGAUAGUGGCGGAAAGAUUAUCUGGGCAAAGCAUAACGACAUUCAGACUGCCAAUAUCAAGGCUAGCAUGGGUGACGAUACUAAGGACGGUGAGCGUAUUGUUUACGCUGCUAAGGACCUUGGUAACUGCGAAGUUUAUCCUCAGAUGCUCCAGCACAGUCCCAAUGGUCGCUUCGUUGUCGUCUGCGGUGAUGGAGAAUACAUUAUUUACACUGCCUUGGCCUGGAGAAACAAGAGCUUUGGUAGUGGCCUGGAGUUUGUAUGGGCACUGGAUUCCAACUUGUAUGCUGUCCGCGAAUCGACUUCAAAGGUCAAGGUCUUCAAGAACUUUAAGGAGAAGCCUAACCAUAUCAGAGUCAACUACUCUGCUGAGGGUAUUUUUGGGGGCACGCUUCUUGGAGUGAAGAGCGCAAGCUUCUUAAAUUUAUAUGACUGGGAGACAGGCCUUACUGUCCGUCGGAUUGAUUGUAAUCCCAAGAAUGUGUAUUGGUCAGAGACUGGAGAUUUGAUGACAAUCGCCUGUGAUGACUCGUUCUACGUCCUACGCUACAACCGCAAUGCAUACUCUCAGUUUGUUGAGAGUGGAGGCCAGGUUGGAGAGGAAGGUGUUGAAGAGGCUUUGGAGUUUGUUACAGAGAUCGCUGAAAAUGUUCAAACUGGCUGCUGGGUCGGCGAUUGCUUUAUCUACACCAAUACUUCCAAUCGUCUUAAUUACUUGGUUGGCGAACAAACACAGACGAUUGCGCACUUUGAUAAUGCUCAUUACCUUCUUGGUUACAUUCCUCGUGACAACCGUCUCUACCUGGUGGACAAGGACGUCAAUGUUGUCAGCUAUGCCAUUUCACUUACAGUGAUCGAAUAUCAGACAGCAGUCUUGCGCGGUGACAUGGAGACGGCAGAAACUUUGCUGCCUCGCAUCCCUCAUGAGCAAUUAAAUAAGAUUGCAAGGUUCUUGGAAGGUCAGGACCAUAAGGAACUUGCUCUACAAGUUUCUACGGACCAGGAACACAAGUUUGAUCUGGCAAUUCAACUUGAACGAUUGGACAUUGCUGUUGAAAUUGCUCGUGUAUCGGACUCUGAGCCCAAGUGGAAGACACUCGGUGAUUGUGCUAUGACCAAAUGGAAAAUCAAUCUAGCGGAAGAAUGCUUUAUUCAUGCCAAGGAUUUGAGUGGAUUGCUGCUUAUCUACACAUCUAGCGGCAAUGCUGAGGGCAUGCGACGAUUAGCGACAAUGGCCAAGGAAGCUGGAAAGAGCAACAUUGCGUUUGCAUGUUUCCUUUCUCUUGGCCAGGCAGAGGAUUGUAUCGACAUCCUUGUGGAAACAGAUCGUAUCCCCGAGGCCGCCAUAAUGGCCAGAACAUAUCUCCCAAGUGCUGUGCCUCGCGUCCUCAAACUUUGGAAAGAAUCACUUGUUGCAGCCAACAAGGAAAAGACUGCUCAGGCACUCGCUGAUCCUACAGAAUAUGAGGAUUUGUUCCCUGACUUUCAACAUCAAAUCGAAUCAGGGUCUCCCAGAUUUGCUGGCUCAGAAUGCUGA
Messenger RNA from Lobosporangium transversale, 2460 nucleotides. RefSeq names its product coatomer WD associated region-domain-containing protein. Bases 1 to 2460 code for a protein of 819 amino acids. Gene Ontology annotation, molecular function: structural molecule activity; protein binding. Lineage: Eukaryota; Fungi; Mortierellomycota; Mortierellomycetes; Mortierellales; Mortierellaceae. The record is from RefSeq and is a predicted model, not a curated record. The transcript has 12 exons. Gene Ontology annotation, cellular component: COPI vesicle coat. Gene Ontology annotation, biological process: endoplasmic reticulum to Golgi vesicle-mediated transport; intracellular protein transport; intra-Golgi vesicle-mediated transport.